CGGUGGUGUAUAAGAUCGUGAGGUUUGCCUGCUCUCAGCUGUGCAACUCUCAUUGCACAGCUCUCCCUCGUUCUUCGUUCGCUCCUCUUCCUGAUUGAGGAAGGCUAUCAACAUGGGCCUCUUGCGCCUCUACUUCGGUCUGCUAGGCACUGCCGCCCUGACUUUUGCUGCAGUGAUCGGCGAUCGACAAACAUGUGCGCUCCCUACUACUUACAAAUGGACGUCUUCUGGACCGCUAGCUCAGCCUGGUAACGGCUGGAUCGCACUGAAGGACUUUACCAGCACCAUCUACAACGGACAGCACAUCGUAUACGCCUCUGAUGUCAACAGUGCGGGAAACUACGGCUCCAUGGUCUUCGGUGCCUUCACUGACUGGACCCAAAUGGCAACCGCAAGCCAGACAGCGACUAGUUUUGCCGCUGUAGCGCCUACACUGUUCUACUUCGCUCCGAAGAGCACUUGGGUCCUCGCGUAUCAAUGGGGACCGUACACCUUCUCCUACCGCACAUCCAGCAAUCCAACGAACGCAAACGGUUGGUCCAGCCCGCAACCACUCUUCACCGGCACCAUCAGCAGCUCAAGCACCGGCGCAAUCGACCAAGCUCUGAUCGGCGACAAUACCAACAUGUACCUCUUCUUCGCUGGCGACAAUGGCCACAUCUACCGCACCAGCAUGCCUAUCGGCAACUUUCUAGGCAGUUUCGGUUCCGCUUCCACCAUCAUACUGAACGACUCCACCAACAACCUUUUUGAAGCCGUGGAAGUCUACACAGUUAAAGGCCAAAAUCUCUACCUCAUGAUCGUGGAGUGCAUUGGAGCUAACGGUCGAUAUUUCCGGUCGUUUACGGCCACCAGUCUCGGCGGGACAUGGACACCGCAGGCCAAAUCCGAAAGCGCGCCAUUCGCUGGCAAGGCAAACAGUGGAGCUACGUGGACGAAUGAUAUCAGCUCUGGUGAUUUGGUGAGGACGAAUCCGGAUCAAACACAGACGGUUGACCCGUGCAACUUGCAGUUGCUCUAUCAAGGAAGGAAUCCGAGCAGUAGCAGCUCUUCGUACAACUUGGAGCCGUAUCGGCCAGGUCUACUUACUUUGGCAAGGUAGGAAAGUGAUUGCGCGAGAAGCGUGUCUGCUUCUGAGCCACCUGGUACAGGUUGAGCGGGUAGACGGUACGGUACGGUUGACAGAUGACGGACUGCACGCAGCCACUUUGGUUGUAUGUACAAAUCGGCACCUUCUCUGGCACCUCAUGGCGGGCAAGUAAAUGAUCCUUGCUUUUUACUCUAUGCAUCUCAGGGGGGAUGGAGCAGCCAAGCUUCAUGCCUUCGCAAACGCUAGCCCC
Messenger RNA from Baudoinia panamericana UAMH 10762, 1340 nucleotides. Its product is annotated as glycoside hydrolase family 62 protein. The record is from RefSeq and is a predicted model, not a curated record. Lineage: Eukaryota; Fungi; Ascomycota; Dothideomycetes; Mycosphaerellales; Teratosphaeriaceae. The transcript has a single exon. Gene Ontology annotation, biological process: L-arabinose metabolic process. Gene Ontology annotation, molecular function: alpha-L-arabinofuranosidase activity. The coding region runs from base 113 to 1102 and encodes 329 amino acids.